Messenger RNA from Nipponia nippon (crested ibis), 1437 nucleotides. NCBI's taxonomy places the organism in Eukaryota, Metazoa, Chordata, Aves, Pelecaniformes, Threskiornithidae. The record is from RefSeq and is a predicted model, not a curated record.
AUGUCGGAUGACGAUUCGAGGGCCAGCACCAGCUCCUCCUCAUCUUCAUCCUCCAACCAACAGACAGAGAAAGAGACAAGCACGCCUAAGAAGAAGGAAAGCAAAGUCAGCAUGAGUAAAAACUCUAAGCUGCUAUCUACCAGUGCCAAGAGGAUUCAGAAGGAAUUGGCUGACAUCACCUUAGAUCCACCUCCCAACUGCAGCGCUGGCCCCAAAGGUGAUAACAUCUACGAAUGGAGAUCAACCAUUUUAGGACCUCCAGGUUCAGUCUAUGAGGGAGGUGUUUUCUUCCUUGACAUCACAUUUACACCAGAAUAUCCUUUCAAGCCUCCAAAGGUAACGUUUCGGACAAGAAUCUACCACUGUAAUAUUAACAGCCAAGGCGUCAUCUGCCUGGACAUUUUAAAAGACAACUGGAGCCCAGCAUUAACCAUUUCUAAAGUUCUCCUCUCCAUCUGCUCCCUCCUCACAGACUGCAACCCGGCUGACCCCCUGGUUGGAAGUAUUGCCACUCAGUAUAUGACUAACAGAGCAGAGCAUGACAGAAUGGCCAGACAAUGGACCAAAAGAUACGCUACAUAAAUUGGAUUUUCGUCAAACUCUUACAUUAUUCUUCUGUGAUGGAAAGAGCUGCUUAUGAUUUUGAAGGGGUGGGGGGAGGGAGGGUGCUGGUAAAGAGUAGGGUAUUUCUAUAACAGAUUUUAUUCAGUCUUUUAUUUCUUAAGAUUUUGUUGUUGUAACUUAAGGUAUCUUGCUACAGUAGACAGCUAGGAUUGGGAAUAGCAUAUUUUAAGACUGUAAUUAGUUCAGCAAUAUUAGCUCACGUAUAGUACCGAGAAGAAUGUAAACCUCAGACUUCUUUGGUUUUCAGUUUGCUUGCAAUAUGUAAAAGAUUAAAACAGCUUAAUUUUGUACAGGUACAUAUGUUGACAUUUAUGUAAAAGUCCUUUCAAGACUUCACACACUGUUUUUGCUUUUUGUUUUGUUUUUGGUUUGGGGGGUUUAUUUCAUUCAGGGUUGGGUUUCCUGGUUUGGUUGUUUUGUUUUGUUUUCGGUUUUGUUUUUUGGGUUUUUUUUGUUUGUUUUUUUUUGUAAAAAGAUGUCGGGAUUAUUUUCCCCUAUGGAGGGCACAUUGGUAUUUAACAAAAUCUUUUUAAAGACUGUCAUCUCAUGAUCUGUGACACGGAGAGGUGGAUAUAUGGCCUCAUAUAUGAAAUGAGAAGUAGUUAAUGUAUUAUUUUAUAAGCCAAUCUAUCUUUGUGAAAAGAAUAAAGGGUUUAAUCAGGACUUACGGUAACCUGUAGUGAAAUACCUUAAGCUGUUUAACUGUAAGGCGUGGAUAGGAGUCACUCAGUGGAUUGGUUGUAUGUUGUGGGCUACUUAAGUCUGCAUUUGUUACUGUGCUAAUAAAAAGAUGUUUAAAAAAAAGAAGAAGAA